AAAAAUGAGCAUACGACACCGUUUCAGUUCUGUUCCAAGUACAAAAGCGCGCGAAAGAAGAUUUUUCCAGGCAACUCAACUGUUCUUGUGGCCGCCUCUUCAUCGCCGCAAAUUUUCUUCCUCCUCCGCCGGAUUUCAUCGCAGCCGUAGUAAUUGCCGUAUUUUCCGAUUAUCCGGUGAAAGGGGGGAAAUGGGGCCAAUACAGGUUAAGUGUAACUGUGGUGAAAACAAUUGUCAAGAAUGGGCUAUCAUUGAGUUGCAAGGUGUUAUCGAAGCUCAACCUCAAUUCCAAGAUUGUCUUCAAAACCUUGAAAUCGGACGACUUUGCCGUCCUUCAUCUCAGGAGACAUACACCUUUACAAUCGGGUACCAUGAGUUGACAGGAUCAAAGGUCAAGCUGAAGAAGCCACUUUUAGUAUUGAAGAAGGUAAAGCAUUCUGAUGAAGAGCAACGCGUAUGCUCCAAAUCAUCACCCGCAGUGGAGUUGGAUGUGAUCGGAAUCAUUAGACAGAAGAUUUUGUUUAAGACUAGGCCAAAAGCCCUCAUAUCUAGCAGCAAGAAGGUUUAGCUUAAUCUCAUAAGAAUGUGUAAUAGUUUGUUGGGAUAAGUUUUCAUUGUAUAACAAGUUACUGAAAUUGUAGUGAAACUUUUCUUCUACUUAUUCAAAGAUUAUGAUG
Molecule: messenger RNA, 677 nt
Organism: Chenopodium quinoa (quinoa)
Lineage: Eukaryota; Viridiplantae; Streptophyta; Magnoliopsida; Caryophyllales; Amaranthaceae
Exons: 3
Coding region: 5-568 (187 amino acids)
Biological process (GO): mitotic sister chromatid cohesion
Cellular component (GO): Ctf18 RFC-like complex
Source: RefSeq, a predicted model, not a curated record